This is a messenger RNA of Dothidotthia symphoricarpi CBS 119687, 1140 nucleotides long. RefSeq names its product retinol dehydrogenase 13. The transcript has a single exon. The coding region runs from base 92 to 1066 and encodes 324 amino acids. The record is from RefSeq and is a predicted model, not a curated record. Lineage: Eukaryota; Fungi; Ascomycota; Dothideomycetes; Pleosporales; Dothidotthiaceae.
UUGGACCUGUCACUGUUUGAACGCAUCCUCCAGGUUCUGCAAGUGAUCCUCAUCGGAGAACCUACAUCCACAAUUUAUCAACAUCAAUAACAUGUCCUCGCCACUCCCGUACAACCGCCAAAAUGCACUCGCUUCAACGAUCGCCGCUGACAAUGCCUCCGCGAUCGCGGGCAAAAUCGUACUGACGACUGGCGUUACACAAGGUGGUCUGGGAUCCACCUUUGUUGAAGAAAUUGCAAAGUACAAGCCCGCGCUCUUGAUCCUCGCCGGGCGCUCGCCUUCCAAAGUCCAAGCAACCGCCGACAAAAUCAAAGCAAACCCCCAGAGCGCAGGCGUCGAAACAAGGGUACUAGCCUUGGAUUUAGCAUCGCAAAAGUUUAUCCGAAAAGCUGCUGAGGAAGUCCUAGCAUACCCGGAGCAGCAUAUCGAUGUCGUUGUCAACUCGGCAGGUAUCAUGGCAGGACCGUACAGAACAACGCCAGAAGGAAUCGAGCUACAAUUUGGCUCCAACCAUAUCGGCCACUUCCUCUUCACCAACUUAAUUAUGCCCAAGAUCCUGGCAUCCACAAGCCCGCGCAUCGUCAAUGUGGCCAGCGAUGGGCAUCGCUUCAGUGGCGUGCGCUUCGACGAUCCCAACUUCCAGGGAGGUAAAGUAUACGACGAGUGGGAAGCAUACGGCCAGAGCAAGACUGCCAACAUCCUGUUCUCAAAGGCAUUGGCGGGGAAACUGGGUUCGAAGGGGUUGAAGGCGUACAGUCUCCACCCCGGGCAGGCUCUCGGAACUUCGCUAGCUCCACAGGGGUUUACAGAUGAGGAUCUGGCGACCUUGGUAGCGAAGGAUAAGGCGAUUGGUUGGAACCGUGGGUUUGACUUUAGGAGCCUUGAUGCAUGUACGGCUACGCAUGUUGUGGCCGCUUUUGACCCGCGGCUCGAUGCAUACAACGGUGUGUAUCUGGAGGACGGAAAUUUGUCUGAUGACGUGCAGCCGACUGCAACGCCUCCCGGGGACGAAGAGAAGUUGUGGAAGUUGAGCGAAAAACUUGUAGGACAGACGUUUGAGUAUUGAGAUGGAAAUCGAUAUAAUGGAAGCCAACCAUGGGUCAUGGUGUUUGGACGGGCAUGAGUAAUGAUCAACACAUG